Messenger RNA from Lachancea meyersii CBS 8951, 849 nucleotides. The record is from the annotation of a GenBank genome assembly. NCBI's taxonomy places the organism in Eukaryota, Fungi, Ascomycota, Saccharomycetes, Saccharomycetales, Saccharomycetaceae.
AUGAACAUCGACGAUGGCGAUUCGUGCCAACUACUUGGACCGGUGUCGCUUCUCAUCCAGUCCUCAAUGGGCCUUUUGGCAAUAGGGGGAGUACUGAUCAAACGACGCUACGAGAGACCCAGAAGACGCUGGAAAGUGUGGUGCUUUGAUGUGGGGAAACAGGUUCUGGGAUCGCUCAUACUGCACUUUUUAAAUGUGGGGAUCAGCAUCUUAAAACAGCAGGGUGAUACUCUCUUGGCUGCGAUGAGCCUGAGAAGCUACAACGGGGAAGAUGAUUCGGGCGGAGAUCAGUGCGAUUGGUAUUUUCUCAACCUGUUGAUGGAUACCACGGUGGGCACUCUGGUCUUGUGGCUGACACUGAGUCUACUAGAAAAUUGGUUAACGAAGCUUGGAGUUCAGAACAUCGAAAGUGGCAAUUACUACUCCGAGCCCCUUACGGUUGCUCACCUGGAAGAAAUCUCGACGGAAAACGCCGGGGAUGCCCACGCCAAAUAUAAGAGCUACGAGCCGCUUUUUAGCGCCUUUGGCAAGCAGCUGAUGGUGUUUGUGUGCGGGCUGGCAGUCACCAAGAUGUGCAUUUUUCUCGUUUUGGCGUACUUCGAGGUUUUGGCCGUGUGGUUUGCCAAACUCGCACUCGGGUGGUCCAACCCGUGGCCCAACUUCCAAGUGUUCCUGGUCAUGUUUGUGUUUCCGGUUUUUUUGAACUGUUUCCAGUACUUCUGUGUCGAUAGCAUCAUCAAAUUACACCCCAAGACAAUGUCUUCUAGUGAGCGUGAGAACUUUGAGGACAUCUACAGCUCCACUGCGAGCAGUGCGGGAAGCAAGAACACAUACGGUGCCAUUCCAUAG